Molecule: messenger RNA, 889 nt
Organism: Anopheles gambiae (African malaria mosquito)
Lineage: Eukaryota; Metazoa; Arthropoda; Insecta; Diptera; Culicidae
Exons: 3
Coding region: 89-796 (235 amino acids)
Molecular function (GO): odorant binding
Source: RefSeq, a predicted model, not a curated record
CAUUCGAAUGAUCAUCAAAUUCAAACAAGCUCUAGAACGGAGCUGAUCUUCUCGUUCUGCAAACAGUGUUUAGGUGAUUGUUUACAUCAUGCUGAAGUUGGCACUUUUCGUCGGUUUGGUUGGGUGUGUGGUUGCGUACGAUUUCCAGGAUUCGUUCUACAAUGAGGUCUUGAUGGAAGAUUUGCUGGACAAUGCAGAUGAGCCCGUCAUGUUCGGUCGGUUCCGUCGCUCGGCGUCUGAAGUGCAGGAUGAUAAGUGCAAGCGCAAGUACAAAUGCUGCAACGACGCCAACACGGAGAACAUGGAAAAGAUCCACGAAAUCAAGAAGCAGUGCUUCAUGGAGGUGCGCAACAAGAACAAGGCCGAUGGAGCUUACGAACCGGUUGACUUCUUCUCGUGCGAACGGCUCAACAAAACCAAGAUGGAAGUGAUCUGCGCCAUGGAGUGCGUCGGCCGCAAGAAGGAAGUCGUCAACGAGGACGGUACGCUGAUCGAGCCGAAGCUGAUGGAGUUUGUGAAGAGCAACUUUGCGGCGGACGACUGGCAGCAGCCGCUGCUGGCCGGACACAUCGAAACCUGCGUCAAGGAGGCCAAGGACAAGGCGGCCAAAAUGCCCCGGGAAGCGGGCCAGUGCAGUUCGGAAACGUCCAACUUUGGGUACUGCAUGUGGCGUCAGAUGGCGCUGGCCUGCCCGAAGGAUAAGCAGGUGGCCAACAAGCGCUGUGAUCGCAUCCGCGAGAAGCUGGCCAACAAUGAGCCGCUGCACUACUAUAAGGCUGAGCUGGAGGAUAUGUAAGGAAUUUGUGGGAAUGCGUGAUAAGACAAACACAAAAUAGGACGCACUGGGUUAUCGAAAUAAAAGGCAAUGAUGCAAAAAGCAUUCAAAACA